Molecule: messenger RNA, 2910 nt
Organism: Amborella trichopoda
Lineage: Eukaryota; Viridiplantae; Streptophyta; Magnoliopsida; Amborellales; Amborellaceae
Product: Concanavalin A-like lectin protein kinase family protein
Biological process (GO): protein phosphorylation
Molecular function (GO): carbohydrate binding; protein kinase activity; ATP binding
Source: RefSeq, a predicted model, not a curated record
CUGGCUCCUGCGAGUCAAGAAUUUCAUUGAAGGGGUAUUUCUGAAAGUGAUUUGCCAACAAGGGGCGUUUAUAAUCAGAGGGAACUAAAAACAUAACGCCAUGUAGCCAUCGCCAUAGCCGUUUAAACACAGAAGCUCCACAAAUGACAGGAACUCAUCCCCUCUCUAUCUCUUCUGUCUUGUUUUCUCUCUCUCUUCUUUGUCCAAAACUCCUUAAAAAGCCCACAUUGUUAAAACCCAUCUUCUCUCUUGUUUUCUGUGUUUCCUUUCUCUCUCCUGCCCCCUGCAAAUAGUUUCUUUCUUCCCUGCAAUUGUCUCUGAGAAAGAAAGCAAAAAAGAAGAGAGAGGAGAGAGAAAAUGAUAAUGCCACUCAGCUCUUAGAGAGAGAGAGGAGGGGGGAAAGUAUCUCACAGUUUUAUACCAUGUAUUUACCUCCCAACCUGCCAUGAAAGAACUUGUUCCAACCAAACUGUUUCUCUCUCUAACCUUCCUCCUCCUCCAUCAAACAUUUGCAGAGAACCAGAAAACUGAAGACAACAUAAGCUUUGGUUUCGCUUCUUUUUCUCCCAGAAACAUCACAUUACUGGGGGAUUCAUACCUUCAUAAUGGAACGAUUGGCCUUACCAGAGAGCUCGGCGUUCCUAGCUCAAGCACAGGUAAGGCUCUAUACAAUUUGCCUGUAAAAUUCUUUGACCCAAGAACCAAUAUAUCAGCUGCCUUCUCGACUCGAUUUUCUUUCUCUAUCUCCAGUGUAGACCAGGGAUCUUAUGGAGAUGGGUUAGCCUUUUUCAUCUCUUCCAGUAACUAUACAUUGAGUAGCUCAGGUGGGUUAUUGGGUCUUUUCAAUUCCUUUGAUUCAAGCUUCAAGAACAAAUUUAUAGCCAUUGAAUUCUAUACAUCUUCUGAUGCUCGGUUCAAUUAUUCGAGCGUUAACCAUGUUGGUCUUGAUGUGAAUUCUCUUCCCUUUAAUAAAACACUGAAUCUUGAUGAUGUUGGGAUUGAUUUGGAGAGUGGAAAUUUGAUAACAGCUUGGGUGGAAUAUAGCAAUGAGAAGAAAAGGGUUCUUUUAUGGUUGAGUUAUUCGAGUUUUAAGCCGACGAAGCCCCAUUUCACUCUGAGAACUGAUCUCUCGAUGCAUUUUGAGGAGUAUAUGUAUGUGGGUUUUUCGGCUUCAAGAGAGGGGAACACUGAGCUCCAUAAAAUUGAGGAUUGGAGUUUCAGAACUUCUGGGUUUCAGCCGAAGCCUGAUCCUAGUUCAAAUAAUAUUUCUUCAAAUUCUUGGAUCAAGCCUCUCAUGGUUCCCCCAAAUUCAAAAUGCCAUAAACAUCCACGUCUGAGUAGAAAGCUGAAAUUGGGUCUAGAGAUCACUGGCUCUCUGGUUUUUUGUCUUUUUUUUGGGAUACUAGUCUGGUUCUUGAUCAAGAAAUGGUGCGGAUUCAUGCUCGAGAACACAUUCAGACCAGAGUUUCUAAAAGGCCCUCGGAAAUUUAAAUAUAGAGAGCUGAAAUUUGGGACUAAGGGUUUCCAUUCGAGUCGAAUAUUAGGGAAGGGAUCCUUUGGAACAGUUUAUAAAGGAAUUCUCAAAUACUCUGGAACCAUUGUUGCAGUUAAGAGAUCAAAAAAGCAGAACCAUGAGGGCAAAUCGGAAUUCAUAGCCGAAUUAACAAUCAUAGCUGGUUUAAGGCACCGAAACCUUGUUCAACUCCAGGGCUGGUGUAGUGGGAAUGGAGAGCUCCUUCUGGUUUAUGAAUUCAUGCCUAAUGGGAGCUUAGAUACAGCCCUCUAUGGAGAGAGGAAACACGGUAACCCACUCCCUUGGCCAAAUCGAUACAAAAUAGCGAUUGGGUUAGCCUCAGUUUUGGCAUAUCUCCAUGAAGAAUGCGAGCAACAAGUGAUCCAUAGAGAUAUCAAAACCAGCAAUGUUAUGCUUGAUGCAGAUUUCAAUGCUAGGUUGGGUGAUUUUGGGCUGGCAAAGCUCGCAGAGCAUGAUAUGACCCCUGAUAACAGUCUAACAGCUGGAACUAUGGGCUAUCUAGCCCCUGAAUAUAUUCAAUAUGGGAAAGCCACUGAGAAAACUGACAUAUAUAGCUUUGGGGUGGUACUUUUAGAAUUGUGCUGUGGAAGAAGGGCCAUAGAAAAGGAUAUUCAGAACAACAUGGUGAAUUUGGUGGACUGGGUCUGGAGUUUACAUGGAGAAAAUAGGCUUUUUGAUGCUGCUGAUGUGAGUUUGAGGGAGAAUUAUGAUAGAGAAGAGAUGAGGAGAUUGCUUCUUGUUGGGUUGAGUUGUGCUCACCCUGAUUUUGAAGAGAGGCCAACUACGAGGAAGGUUUUGCAUAUUCUUAACAGGGAGGGAGAGGUUACCGAGGUGCCGGCUGUUAAGCCAAGCAUCAAAUUCUCAAGGGAGUUAUCUCUAACUAUAGAUCAGAUAUUUUUGGAGGCGGAAACAAUUGGGAAUUCAAAGGAAUUUUACGAGUUGAAGAUUGACCAAUUGAACUAGUUGACCUGUGCUCUGUGGUUGAGUGAACCAAUUCAUCAGAGUCAUCUGAUAUCAGUUGCCACGAUUCGUCUUGUAUUGGAUAAAUCAUAGUACUUUUCAGUUCCUGCAAAUAUGUAACUCAGAACUCCCUGUCCCCCUCUCCCCCCUCCUCUCUCCCUCUCUCUCUCUCUAUAGCUUGUAUCUGUAAUAGAUGUACUUUAUUUUCUCUGUUGUCAGUUAACAGGCAAAGUUGUACGCAAAGGGGAGCGCAUUUGCAUUUUUCACGAAGAUUGUUUUCUCUGGUUUCAUAUUAAAUGUAUAUCAAAUUCAUUGGAGACUCCAUUUCUUCGGAUCUGUAACUUUGUAUAUUGAUAUCAAUCUUUUGAGCUAAGUAACUUGUGGCUGCCUCCAGUUUUAAUGACAAAAUUGUAAGC